Pungitius pungitius (ninespine stickleback) is the source of this 1078-nucleotide messenger RNA. It is a transcript of the gene nat9, whose product is annotated as N-acetyltransferase 9 (GCN5-related, putative). Gene Ontology annotation, molecular function: N-acetyltransferase activity. The transcript has 6 exons. Lineage: Eukaryota; Metazoa; Chordata; Actinopteri; Perciformes; Gasterosteidae. The record is from RefSeq and is a predicted model, not a curated record. The coding region runs from base 52 to 768 and encodes 238 amino acids.
UGAAGCGGAAGUGAAAGACAACUCUACAUCAUGGACGUGGAGAUGAUUUGAAUGUUUUUUUGCUGGGUUCAAUCUGAUUUUAACACCAUGAAGAUUAAUGAAAACACUCUGCUGGAGGGCAACAAAGUCGUGUUGGUUCCUUACACCGCAGAGCACGUGCCCAGGUAUCACGAGUGGAUGAAGUCUCCUGAGCUGCAGCAGCUGACCGCCUCGGAGCCGCUGACCCUGGAUCAGGAGUACGACAUGCAGAGGAGCUGGAGGGACGACGACGACAAGUGCACGUUCAUCAUCUUGGACAAGCAGCGCUGGGCGGACGGCAGCGUGCAAGAGGAGCAGUGCAUGGUGGGAGACGUCAACCUCUUCCUGACGGACCCCGCGGACCCGACGCUGGCCGAGCUGGAGAUCAUGAUCGCAGAGCCCGGACACCGAGGCCAAGGCGUCGGGAAGGAGGUGACACGCAUGAUGAUGAGCUACGGAGUCGCCAAGCUCGGGGUCAAAAGAUUUGAGGCGAAGAUUGGGCUGAGCAACCAGGUCAGCAUCGCCAUGUUCAAGAAACUCCACUUCCAGGAGGUGUCCGUGUGCCAGGUGUUCAGCGAGGUGACCCUCCAGCUGACGGUGGACGAGUCGGUCCGGGCGAGGCUGCUGGAGGACUCCGCCCACGUGGAGGAGCGAGACUACGGACCGACACGCAGCGGCAGGCGGGGAGCGCCGAAGGCCUCCAGCUGCGCCGCGGACGCCUCCUCCACCGUGAAGGAGGCCCCACGCUGAAAGUGGGUGGGUGUGGGUGGGUGGGUGGGGGUGUGGGUGGAGACGCUCCUGCAUGCGAGACUGUCCUGGGAAAGCUCUUCACGAGACCCGCCCUGGUUCCGCCCUCCACAGCGUUGAUGAGAGGGGGGCAGUGAUGCCGAGCGGGACGCCGCUCCUCUCCCCCCCCCCCACCCCACCCCAAAGGUUGUUGCUGAUCAGAGGACACAUUUUUUGGGGGGGCCUCUGCUUUGUGCAACAGGGCAUUUAUGUGUUGAAACACGUCAUUGUUUAAUGUUGCGUUGAGGUUUCCGGCACUUUUGUCUGAUGAUAC